AUGGUAAAUAGUUCUACAAAUAUGGAUCUAUUCAUGGACGUACUAUAAAAGAAAUAUAAAAUAAUAAAGUAAAAGUAAUGUAAAUUCAAUAAUAUAUACGUAAACUAAUAAUAAUACAAGCGGCUUGUAUAUCAGUGAGAAAUAUGUGUUUGUUGUUUUUGAAUAAUUUCUUUUAUAUUUCGACGCAAAAAAGGCAAAAAAGAAAAAAAAAAGGAUAAAGCAACUCUCACGUUAUGUUCAACGUUUCCAAAAAUAUGGAAUAUAAACAAGUAUUGGAAGAACGUUUGAGAAAGGCUUCUUGUAUUGGGGACACAGAUGCAGUUCAGGAACUUGUCAAUUUAGGUGUUGAUGUUAAUACACGACAUAAUGUUAACGGAUGGACACCAUUACACUGGGCUUGUAAAAGAGGCUUUUUGGAAGUAGCUGCUUUACUAUUGAAACAUGGUGCUGAUAAAAAUAUAAUGUCGGAAAGUGGGGAAACAGCAGUAUCUUUAUGCACCAAUCAACAAAUUUUACAAUUAUUGAAUUCUGAUAUUCAACCAAACACUAAUGGACCAAUGAUACAUCAAUUUAUGCCUAAAUGUAUAAAAAAUGAACUUUUAACUACUAAUAUAGAUUCUGUACAGCAUUUAGGAGCGAAUCAUAAUCGAUGCGAAUUGAAAAAUAACAAUCAUUUGCAAGAUGAAUUAGUUGUUAAAUUACGUAUCGCAAAUGCACCUGAUCCUGACUUCGUCGAGGUCGAAUUACCUAUGAAUGAUUUAACAUACCAGACAUUAAUACAAACAUGUUGCGAAGAAUUUGGAUUAUGUCCGUAUCAAAUUUUGAAAUUACGAAAAUUACCGAAUACUAAACUGAGGAAAGAUAAAGAUGUAAAACGACUUCAACAUUUUCAAGAAAUAGAAAUAAUAACAGAUCCAGCUAAUGUAUAUAAACAUAUGCAAUAUUCUAACAGUGUUCCUAAUAACGUUUUACCAAGUCCAGCUAACGGAUAUCAAAGUAUUUCUAAUAAAGAUCAGACUAUUUUAUAUUAAAUUUAUAUUUUAAUUUAUUUAUAUUAAAAUUAGAGUAAAAUAAGAAUAGAUAUUUCC
This is a messenger RNA of Polistes dominula (European paper wasp), 1088 nucleotides long. Its product is annotated as ankyrin repeat domain-containing protein 40. Gene Ontology annotation, molecular function: protein binding. NCBI's taxonomy places the organism in Eukaryota, Metazoa, Arthropoda, Insecta, Hymenoptera, Vespidae. The record is from RefSeq and is a predicted model, not a curated record.